AGAGCUUUGAGAAUCCCCUCCUUCCUCUUCCAAGUCCCCACCUCUCUCCUAAACAGAUUAUUGAGGAGCUAAAGGAGCUUGCAUCGGUCCCUGUGUCGUCUCAAUAAGGCUUAAGAGUUCCAGAGGAAACAGAUGGGAUAAGAAAACCAGGGGAUCUAAUUACAGAGGCUUAUUUAGCAAUACAAGGCCCGUCCAGAACCCAGUCGCAAGCCUCAAGCCGCUGCUGCUCCUCGCAGUUUCUCUUUCAUAGUUAUUCGUCUCAAAGCCUUGAGACAGCUACGGUUGUUUAACAUGGAGAAGGAGGAAGAGGAAGAUGAAAUCUUUACCACAUUUCAGGGAGGAUAUGAAAGGCAGGAAGAUGUGAAGGAGCAAGAGGAAGAAGAAGAACAAGAGGAAGAGGAGCCAGAGGCUGAGAGGAAAAGCAGUUGGGAUGUCCCAAUUCCAAGUCGAUCACUGGCCAGUCGCAGAGCUUCACUUCCAUGUCCGGCUCAGCUGAAUGCAAUGCAUCUGAGCCGUCUGCACGCUGCCACCACAAACCCUAGCCCUAGGCCAGCGUACCUGAGCCACUGGCUUCAGAGCGGUGAGGCAAGGCCAUGCUCUCGCUCCAGCCAUGUUGCCAAUAGAGAAGAGGAAGCACACACCAAGAGCAGCGCAUGUGAACGACGCCCACAUCCCAUCCCAACCAUCCCUGAGGUGCACGAGCCUCUGGAGAGAAAAGCUCGGUUUAGGAGCCGCAAUGUCAUGUCUCUGAGUGAUGCAGACAGUUUGUGUCUGAUCUGCCAUGAUGACCUACGCAAAGGAGGAGGAGUUAUCAGAAAGCUUCACUGUUCCCACAGCUUCCACAGUGAGUGCAUAGAGGAAUGGCUGUGGACCAAGCAAACCUGUCCUACGUGUCAAAAGCAUGUUGCCAUGCCAGAGCCCCUGUACUGGACAUCUACCAGAGUAAUAGUGCCCUGAGCUCUUCCAGCCAUCUCCCAUUCAAACUACCUUGGACAUCAGAUGGCUAACCAAAACAUCAGACAUGAUGGUGGAUAACUGACAUGGAUAAAGUUAUUCAGAGAAACAUACUGGUAGAGCAUUUGUUUGUACAUAGGCUAAAUGAUUUUAACUUCACUAAGUGUAAAACUUUUUUUUUUUUUUUUAAAUACUUACAUAUUAAUAAAAUGUGUUCUUUUCUAUUGUGUUUUUCUUUUUCUGCAGGAAUGUAAGCAAACUGCACAAGUUUUAUGAAGUUGUACAAUUGUACAUUUUAAAAUGUACCUCGCUAUAUUAGUAAUUCAGAGUAGGCCUACUCGCAAUGUUCCGUUUUCAAAACAUGUAACUACUAUCAAAAAAAGUGUAGGCCUGCAUUUGCCAGGUGUAUCUGAGUAAAUGUGCUUUUGUUUUACUAUGCUGUACUACUUGGGAAUUUUUUUGGCAAUUCUUACCAAAACUAACAAGUCAAAAUAGCAUUCCUGUGAUGUUUACUAAACUUUAAUUGAAAACAGCCAAUAAAAUAUAUUUUAAUGUUGUCGUCAUCUUUGUCCUUGAGGGUUUUUUUAUUUAUUUUUUUUACCAAAGGAGCAUGUUUUAUUAUAAACCUAUGUCUUUGAUGAAGUUUAAACAACGACCAUUUUUAUCUAACAUCUGAUCACUGAUCUAUAUAUAUUAUAGAUCAGUGCAUCUGAUGUGUUACAUACAGGAUGAUAGUGAGACAAUUUGAGGUUAAACAAGUUAUUGUGUGGUUAUUUUGCACAGUUUAAGUUAAUGUAAAUACCUAGCUAAGCUGUUACGUGAGUAUGUUAUGUUUAGAUACAUAAAGUUUAAAUGAGUAAAAUAACGGCAAUGGAAUUCCACCAAAAAUAAAAAAUAAAGUAAAUUCUGAAUACUUGUUACACCUCUUUUAUUAAGAUUUCAAAAUGGAUCGUCUAGAAACAUAUUGAUACAUACUUUAUAUAAUCGGGGUGGAUGUAAUACAAAACGCAAUAAGCGUAUAAAAAUGUUUACAACAAAAGCAAACAAAUCACGGAUCUUUUUCUUAAACUAUGAGCUGCCUUUUGUAAAUUCUAUGGUUCUGGCUUCCGGUCUCAUCUGCGUCCACUCCGUCCAGCUAUUUUAAGCUGAACAAACCCGUUCGUUUUGCUGCUUGAUAUUGAAAGUUGCUGUGCCUUAUCAUAUUAUUUUAAUGUAUUAUCGUAAUUAUGAACACAU
This is a messenger RNA of Carassius auratus (goldfish), 2190 nucleotides long. Its product is annotated as E3 ubiquitin-protein ligase DZIP3. The coding region runs from base 292 to 957 and encodes 221 amino acids. The transcript is spliced from 4 exons. Gene Ontology annotation, cellular component: cytoplasm. Gene Ontology annotation, molecular function: ubiquitin protein ligase activity. Lineage: Eukaryota; Metazoa; Chordata; Actinopteri; Cypriniformes; Cyprinidae. The record is from RefSeq and is a predicted model, not a curated record. Gene Ontology annotation, biological process: ubiquitin-dependent protein catabolic process.